UUUACCAUUAUUCGACCUCUGUAGACAUGAUAUAUCACCCAUGUUGUCAUCAUAAUGCGCAGGCUGCGGGAUCACCGCAGGGACACAAGAGACGACCGCCGCUUUAAGCAUUAGCAUGCUGUCGAGCUAGCUAGUUAGCCUCCAAUUUAUUCAUUCUAAACUUAAGAAAGGGUUUCAAACGGAGUAGGGAAGAAACCAAAAACUUACCACUUCCACACAGAAUGGGAGGAGAACUUGUUUUCACUAUGUCAUGUAGUUAGGUCAGGUAGUGUCCCAUCAAUGUAACAUUACUGACACCUAGUGGCCAGGAUACUACAUAUAACUUGUCUUUCAAUAUGUUUGGACUAAUAAUACGCCAUAGUCAACCACGGAACAGCAAUCAUUUAUUAAUGAAUGACUUAAACCGCAAUAGAGCGAGGGAGCGAUGUUGAAACCGCAAUGUAGUGCGGGACAAGUGAGGGAUGUAUAAAAUAAUAGCACACAAAAUUGCUUCCAUUGAAUUAUUAUUACAUUUUGUUAUGUUAAUCUUACCUCAUAUGAACAGUUUGAGAAUCGGUGUCUUAACCUGUUGACCCUGAGAUCAUGUGACUGUGAAGGUCCCAUCAUUAACUUCACCGCAAAAGAUGCUCUCAUCCCGCCACUUUUUUUUCCCCACUAACAUGAAGUACCAUGGAACCUCCAAAGUCCAAACGCCCCAAAAGUAAUACAAUUUUGGAGUUCCGCCUGAAUUUUCUGUUAAAACAAAAAUUGCAUUGUGAUUUAAAACCACCGUCGUGUGACCUCACGCAUAAUGACAGCAAAUCUUGUGAGACAAGCGUGUUUUCUUUUCUUUGGCUUUUUUGUGUGCGCUUUCUUUUUGUGAUGCCACCACAGAAGAAUACUCCACUACCCUUGUUCAGUCCAGCAAUACCCAUAAGACGCCACUAGGUGACAGCGUUGCUCUGUUCCUGUUCCCUCCCAUUCCCAUCUUCAAAUGGUGAGUAGUUUCACUAAACAGGGCUUAACUUCUUUACACUUGGAUGUUAGUUAAGAAUGUUAAAAUGUCGCGUCAAACAUUGCCUGCAGUGUUAAUCACUGUAUUGUGAUGCUGUGAAAUAGAACAACUUGGAAGUCGUCUUGGAGUUUCCUUUGGAGGUUUUACUCCGUGUAGAACAAAGUUUUUCCAGCGAGGGCUGAUGCUAAAACCAGUUUAGGUGAAUGUAUGCUAAACUAUCGGAACAAAACAUUCACGUCAUAGCUUUUGUGUUAUAGGUGACUAAUGAUGAAUUACAUUUAAAAAAUAUGCAGAAGGCCUAGGGGCUGAAAAUGGCCACCCUUUGAACACCCCCGAUGUAGAAUGUACAGUGUUAUGGUCAUUGUGUGUCACAUGGUUGCUGUAUUUACAAUUAAACUUGAAUUUGACUAACUCUGUCGCAGGUUGAGCAAAGCGCGCUUUAAGCUUGAUGUCAAAACAGAAGCGGUUUGUAGGCGGGGCCCGUGCCGACGCUUCCUCUUCCUAUGGCGGCCAACUGGCGGGCCAAACCAUCAAGAGGUCGAUGCAUUCAGCUCGGUCUCAGAGUGGCAUGCCCGUCAUUUCACUCCAGUGAAGCGUGGGCGUCUGGUGUGAACCCCCCCCCAUCUCUCAGGUCAUGUGAGGCGUGAGUUGUAAGGUCCGGCUGUUGCAGUUGAAGAAAUGGAAGAGGAUCAAGGGCCAUGUCAGGAGUCCUCUCGAGCUACAGUUCUCGUCUCAGACGCGCCCAAGGUGCACCAGAAAUCGGAAAUAAAGCGCUACAGCGAGAUCUUCAGAGACUUUGACAACCUUGAUUUGUCAUUUAUUCCCAUUGACAAGGAUGACCUGCUGUCGGACUCCUCAGAGUUCAACUCGCAGUGCAUAAUUGGCGAGAACGCGGAACCUGCAGAGCAACAGGAACCAUCUGAGUGCUGUGUCACCAUUGAAGGAGAUGGAAACUCAUCAGCCCACGAGGCCGACCUGGCGCUCUGCCGCUGUGAGGAUGGCGUGGAGACGGCCCUGCAGUACGCCAAGAUGUGGUGCCGCUACGCCAAAGACCUCUUGGCCUGGAUGGAGAAGAGAAUCAGCUUGGAACAAGAAUUUGCCAAAAAUAUCAUGAAGACGUCUGAGGUGGCAAAAGCCAGCUUGACAUCACAGGAAAUGAUGCCCCUGCAGUACAUCUACACCAUGGCUCUAGAACAAGACUUGAAGAACAGCUGGAACUCUAAAAAGACUUCAGAGCUGGUGCAGAACCGCUGUUACCAAGCCUUGUCUGCCAAGAGGAAUGAGAUUGAAAAGUGGCGCAGGGAGUUCAAGGAGCAGUGGGUGAAAGAACAGAGGAAGAUGAAUGAAGCAGUGACGUCGCUGAAAAAGGCCCGCCAGCAAUACUUCCAGCGCUGUGACGAGCUCGAGAAAGCUAAAGCUGUCACAGCUAAAACCGUGGACGACACGGGCGGGAUGAAAACUCUGGAUAAGAGGAGGAAGUCCAAGGAUGAAGCCCAGACAAAGGUGAUGGAGGCGGAGCUCCUGUACAAACAGUGUGUCCAUGACGCCAGGAUCCACCAGGAUGAGCUGGUGAAAGUUAAAGAGCGGAUUAUUUCCCACAUUCGCAAGCUCAUCUGUCAGGGAGACACAGUGCUCAAGCAGGCCACAGUCAACAUGUUUUACUACCAGCGGCAGCAGACAGAGCCGGUUCCUCUGGGAUAUCACAACCUGGAGCUGACGUGCCGUUCCUUGGAGCCCGGGGAGCCGUACAUGAUGUACAUACGAAGCAGAAGAUGCCAAGAACAGCCUCUGCCAGUCUUCUCCUUCCAGGAGUAUGUGGCUCAGGGGAAACGGAACAAACGGAAAACCAGCAACCCUCUCAGCUCCCUACGGGACUCGUCACCUCAGAGAGAUGAAAGUCCCUGCAGACCACCCAGUGAAGGCAGGCGAUUUGGUUUCAGCGACAACGACAGUAUUGAGGGCAGCUUGGAAUCUCUGUCAAGCCCUGCCCACUGUACUAGGAGGCUUCACAAAACAACGUUCAACUUGCUCUCAGACGACCCGGAUGACCGCGAUGUGGCAUCAGAAUCUGAGUGCCCCGAUGGUCAGCAGGUCAAGGUACGCACGCCAUCCCGGGCCGCUCUGACACACCGACUCAGGAAGCUGAAGACCAAGAUGGUGAAAUGCAAGCAGUGCGACAACUACAUUUACGUAAACGGGGUGGAAUGUGAGGAGUGUGGGAUGGGUUUGCACAGGAAGUGCAUGGAGGUGUGCCAGAUUGAGUGUGACAACAAGGGGACGGUGUUUGGCGUCCCCCUGUCUUUUUUGCUGCGAGACACAAAGGAUGACGUGCCCUUUCUGGUGCGACGCUGCACGUCUGAGAUUGAGAGUCGGGCUCUCUCUGUCCAGGGGGUGUAUCGGGUCAGCGGGUCCAAGCCUCGUGUCCAGAAGCUGUGCCAGGCCUUCGAGGAGCACAAGGAGGAUGUGGACCUCUCGGAGCUGUCUCCACAUGACAUCACCUGCAUCCUGAAGCACUUCUUCAAGGAGCUUCCGGAGCCACUGCUAACAUUUGACCUCUACAAUGACUUCAUGGCGGCGGGGAAGAGCAUUCAGCACCUGGGCGACUGGGAACCCAUGCAAGACACUAACGAGUUCAUGGACGUCACUCACAGCCUACAGAGGCUACUACAAAGACUUCCUUCCUGUUGCUACGGCACAUUGCAGCAUGUCAUAUCACACCUGCAAAAAGUUUCCAGAAACAACGAGAACAAGAUGUCCGCCAGCAACUUGGGUAUCGUGUUUGGUCCGACUCUCCUGCGCCCCCCGGUGACCACAGACCAGCCUACGGUGGCACUGCAGGAAACCACCUACCAGGCGCUGCUGGUGGAGUUCCUCAUCUCACACCACGACGAGCUCUUCCCGCGGAGAGCCGGUACGCCCACCCCUCGCGUUCCCACCGGUUCGCUUCCGGAGACCCCUCCCAGGGGAUGUGCCUGUCCUGUGGAGGGGGACUUUGACUCAAGACCGGAGCAGGGAACAUCCUCCCGGGAGCGGCCUUACUCACUAGAAAGCGAAAGAAUGAAGCGAGAGUCGAGCGAGGGUUAUAUAUCUGACAAGUCUUCAUCCAAUGAAGCCGUGGACCAGCUCAGCCCUGAAGCCAAUGACAGAGCAGUCCUGGCUAUGAGCGAUCCCCAACACGACCCGGCGGGGGACUUUGUUUUGUCCAAGCCGCACUUCCGCUUCACCAGGCAGCCUGUCAAGUACCACCGCCACCACAACCCGAGGAGCCGACCUUGCACCAACCAGAGCGCUGCUGCCAGACCUCCCGCGGCUCCUCCAGCGACUCCUAGUAGUGCAGACAGCAGUCGCAGCUCCUCCCCAGAACAGCGAGCACCCCACGGACCUCCUCAGAACUUGGACGCCUCAUGCGGGAACACCUGCCCGCCGUGCCGCCGGACCACCAGCGCCGCAGAGGAUGUUCCUCUCAGUCCGCGUGAUGUUGUGCAGUACAUGCUGGGACUCGACACCACGUCUCCGGGGGCUUCCAGUUUGGCUGAUGCCAACGUGAACGGCUCCAGUAAUUGUGGACAGAGGAGGACUUUCUGCCGCUCGCCCAAGGCUCUUCCUGCAGAGCAACACUUCACCUCGCCCGCACAGAAGAUCCUGUCUGGUCUGAAGCUGAGACGUAGCCACUCGGGCAAGGAUGAGCAACUUUUUGUAUGAGAAGCAUCUCAUAUGGAUUUAUUCACCAGUGUAUGGACUUGUAUCCUUCUACAGGGGGGAACACACCUUUUUAAACCUUUUUGGCCCUGAAAACGGUACAAACAGUGACUCUGUGUGGGCUGUACCUUGAGAGACGACAGAAAUGCACUUUCAGCCCAACGUACCAUAUUUGGUAACUUGAAGGGUGCCUUAACAUUGGGGGAAAAAAGGCACAUUGUCAUUAUUGUUCACUUAUAUUUCCUUGUAACUUCUUCCACGCUCAUAUUUUGUCAACUGACCACAAAUAAAUUAUAUUAAUGAUAAUCAAACACACAAAUAUUUAAAUAAUCUAACAGAAAAAACAUAACCAUAAGAAAAUAUUACCAAAUUCACUUGUUUUUUAGGACUACGACUAUUUUUUCCCCGAGCAAACAAAUAGACAGGUCCUCUUACUCUUGGGGCUCAAUACGACACUUACUGUAUACAUGCAAACCAGCAGGUGGCGCCAAAUGACAUCCCCCAAGCGAACUAGAGGUUUUCCAAGCAGGCGAGAUAAAAAGGGUGUUAGCGAGUGCUAAUUUUAACAUAACGGUGACCAAUGAAGUCGAGUCAUCAAAGCAGCCAAAAAUAUCUCAUCUCCCACUUAUGUCACACAUAUGGAAAGCAUGAUUUUUUUCAAAAUUAUUCAUUUGGCCAAAAAAAAUAUAUAUAUAUUGUUUUCAGAAACGGCUCUUGAAAAAAAGGGUCGUCUUAUAUUCGGGUCAAUACUGAGAUUUAAAGUCAAAUAUCCUAUAAUAUUAGAGUAUUGUGAUUGAUUAUACUUUUUGACAAUGUAAAAAAUUUGGGGGGGGUUUAUUAGGAGCACGCUAUAACCAUCAAAAAUAUUAAAUACAUUCUUGAAAUGUUUCACUGUGCAUUGGGUCUAUAAUAACUUUUUCGAUAUAUUUUAAUUUAUUAAAAUGCACCUGUAUAUUGUAAAAAAAAAUAUUUCAAUCGUGUUUGUUUAAAAAAAAUCCUGUAAUGUACUCCAAUCCCUUAAAAUCAGCAAACUACAAUGCAUAUCAAAGACAAAGUACUAGCAAA
This is a messenger RNA of Dunckerocampus dactyliophorus (ringed pipefish), 5758 nucleotides long. It is a transcript of the gene gmip, whose product is annotated as GEM interacting protein. Gene Ontology annotation, cellular component: plasma membrane. The record is from RefSeq and is a predicted model, not a curated record. The transcript is spliced from 21 exons. Gene Ontology annotation, biological process: activation of GTPase activity; signal transduction; negative regulation of GTPase activity. Gene Ontology annotation, molecular function: GTPase activator activity. NCBI's taxonomy places the organism in Eukaryota, Metazoa, Chordata, Actinopteri, Syngnathiformes, Syngnathidae. The coding region runs from base 1673 to 4696 and encodes 1007 amino acids.